This is a messenger RNA of Microplitis mediator, 6790 nucleotides long. RefSeq names its product phosphoinositide 3-kinase regulatory subunit 4 (gene Vps15). NCBI's taxonomy places the organism in Eukaryota, Metazoa, Arthropoda, Insecta, Hymenoptera, Braconidae. Gene Ontology annotation, molecular function: protein binding; ATP binding; protein serine/threonine kinase activity. Gene Ontology annotation, cellular component: phosphatidylinositol 3-kinase complex, class III, type I; nucleus-vacuole junction; phosphatidylinositol 3-kinase complex, class III, type II. The transcript has 5 exons. Gene Ontology annotation, biological process: protein targeting to vacuole; macroautophagy; late endosome to vacuole transport. Bases 151 to 4464 code for a protein of 1437 amino acids. The record is from RefSeq and is a predicted model, not a curated record.
CGUCAGUGACAACAGCUGACACUAGAACCUCACUUUCCAUAUUUUAAUAAUUAUUUUAUCUACACAAUAAUGUUUAUUAUUUUUAAUUAAAGUGUUCAAUAAUUUACUUGAUAUAUACCCAAUAGUUAUUAUUAUAUUAAUAUAAUUAAAAUGGGUAAUCAAUUAGUAGGUAUUGCACCAAGUCAAAUAUUUCCUGUUGAACAUUAUUUGACAGAUCACAGUGACCUAUUGUUUGACAUUAAUUUAGGCAGCACGAGAUUUUUCAAAGUUGCACGAGCAAGAAGUCAAGAAGGUUUGAUUGUUGUCAAAGUAUUUGUUAUUCAUGACCCGACACUUCCUCUGUCAACUUACAAUGAUAAAUUAGAAGAAAUAAGAUCAAAGCUUGCGUCAGCUGUCAAUUGUUUGCCCUUUCAAAGAACUAUACUGACAGAGAAAGCUGGAUUUAUUAUGAGAGAGUACGUCAAGUAUUCGCUGUAUGACAGAAUUAGCACGAGACCUUUUUUGUCGAAUAUCGAAAAAAAAUGGAUUACAUUUCAAGUUCUCUAUGCACUUCAUCAAGCUCACAAGUUUGGAGUCUGUCAUGGUGAUAUAAAACUAGAAAAUAUUAUGAUAACAAGUUGGAACUGGGUUUUAUUAACAGACUUUGCAAGUUUUAAGCCUACAUAUUUACCGGAAGACAACCCAGCAGAUUUUUCUUAUUUCUUCGACACAUCAAGAAGAAGAACAUGUUACAUCGCACCCGAACGUUUUGUCAAAACUUUAUCAUCAGAAUUAACCAGUACACUAUUACUACCAGAGCAGGAAUUAAAAACAGGUGACUUGCAUCCAACUAUGGACAUAUUUUCCGCAGGCUGUGCUUUGACUGAACUCUACAAUGAAGGACACCCGCCAUUUGAUUUUUCUCAGUUAUUAGCCUACAGAAACAGCGAAUACUCCGCAAGUAAACAUCUUGACAAAAUAGAUGAUUCGGGUAUACGUGAGUUGUUAGCCUCGAUGUUGGAAAAAAAUCCAUCAAAUAGAAAGAGCGCCGAGAUUUAUUUAUCUCAAGCUCGCGGAAAAAUAUUCCCCGAGUAUUUUUAUUCAUUUUUACAAUCUUACAUGCUGAUAUUUUCAGCGGCACCGAUAAUGUCACCCGAUGAAAAAAUAAAUCGUUUGAAAAAAGACAUCGGUAAUAUAAUAAAUAUAUUUAAGAGUGAAGAAGAGAUCGUGUCGAGUCGUAAGAACAGUAAUAAUGACACUGAUAAAAACGAUUGUAUUCAAAAAAGUAUUAACGGAAGUAAUAUUGAGCUAAGCCGCGAAGAUUCCGCGGAACCAAGCGAAGAAAACACGAUCAUUGAAGGCGACAGUGACCAGAGUUUCGACAAAAGUGAAAUAAAUAAUGACAUUAAGUUGUCAAAAGCUAAUGACGUUGAUAAUAAAAAAGUCGAGCAGGAUCAUGUGGAAGAAUCAGUCGGACAGUCGGAAAAAGAUGAGACUGUGACUAAUGCUGAAGAAUUUAAAUUAAAAUCGGACAGACUUGAAGGACUGAUUAUCAUAACUCAGCUCGUGACGUCUUGUAUCCGCGGACUGCAUCACUCGCAAUCAAAAUUACAGAGUCUGGAAAUACUUCUAGAGUUGGCGGAAAAUACAUCAGACGAAACGAUUCUAGACCGGAUACUACCGUACAUUUUUCAUCUCGUCCAUGAUCCAGCGCCGCGUGUGCGGGUCUCGGCGAUUCAUACGCUUACAAAGUGUCUGUAUCUAGUUAAAUCAAUACCGCCGACAGACAUCAACAUCUUUCCGGAGUACAUUCUUCCGGGAUUAGCCCAUGUGACUCAAGACGAAGCGGUGAUUGUAAGAGCAGCAUACGCUGAAAAUAUUGCUCACUUGGCGCACAUUGCGCUGCGUUAUCUAGAGAAUGCUCAUUUAAUAAACCUGGGUAAUAAAGAAGGGCCUAAGCCAAGUUAUGACAGUGAACUACAGACAUUGCAUGAAAUGGUACAGCAGUCAGUGUCAAUGUUGUUGACGGACUCGUCGAAUCUGGUUAAGCAGACGUUGAUGGAAAGUGGUAUCAAUAAACUGUGCGUGUUUUUUGGUAAACAAAAAGCCAAUGACGUAUUGUUAAGUCAUGUGAUAACUUUCCUCAAUGAUAAGGAAGACAAACAAUUACGUGGAUCUUUUUUCGAGUGCAUUGUCGGCGUGGCGGCUUACGUUGGCUGGCACAGCAGUCCAAUACUGAUGCCCCUUCUCCAACAAGGACUCACAGAUCCUGAGGAAUUCGUCACUAGAAAGGCGAUAAAUGCAAUGGCGACACUCACCGAACUCGGCCUACUCCAUAAGUCCGCCUUGUAUCAAUUGCUAGCAGAAACUGUUGUCUUUCUGGUUCAUCCGAACUUGUGGAUAAGACACGCGACUGUCGGAUUAAUUUCAGCCGCUGCACGGACAUUGAAUUUAGUCGACGUGCAGUGCAAAGUACAAACUAUGAUCCAGCCUUAUCUCAAACAUUCUCUUAUACAGAUCGAAAAGGAAGUGCUCGUUCUUGAAGCUUUGAUACCAAGCAUACCAAGAGUUGUCUAUGACUCUGUCAUAAAGUACCAGGAUGUCGAAGAAUUAUUUCGCGCGUUCGAAGAACGCAAGUCUGCUCGUUCCAAAGCGAUAACUGGUAGCGUGCCGCAGUAUAGUGAAACCUCAGUAUCAUUGCGUAAUUUAUUCCGGCGACUCAGUUCUGAAUCAAUGACUGAGACUGUUGAGGAUCAAUUACUUGCAAUGAAAUCUCACUUAAUUAAAAUAAAUAAGUAUCGUAUUUCUGCUGAUAGCAAACAGAAUGCGAUGAAAUCUGCCACUGAAGGCAAAUUAGAAUUAAACGCAAUAAAAGACACGAUACGUCAUCAUGUUGUCGUACUUUAUUCUGAUACUAAAAAUGAUAUCGGAGUUACGAGUUACAAGAAAUUUGAUCGGCGAACCUCCGACAGUACUACGAAUUACACGACAAUGAAUCAAGAAUGGAGGACAAUGUUUGCAGCUCAAGAUACGAAUAAUUCUGUUGGUAAAAUAACUGAUUUGACUAAUAGCGGAAGUAGUCCAUCACCGACGAUCCACAGCGGCGAUAUUCAUCUAUCACCGCAGCACAGUUUGACUGACAUUAAUAGUAUGAAUGAUCAUUCGUUGCACGAACGUUCGUAUAUACAGUACCGUUGCGCUCCAUGUCGAUUAGAAUUACGACAGCUGACGUGUCGUAAACAAGAGCAGCAUGCGGCGGCACUGAGAGCACAGCAUUGGGCAGACAAUAUGGCCUGGCAUGCUGGUACCAGAUUAUUAUCAAGUAAUUGGCGGCCAAGAGGUGUACCGGUGGCUUAUCUGCAUGAGCAUCGAGCUGCAGUAAAUAGAUUAGUUUCGAUUCCCGACUCUGGUUUGUUUGCCAGCAGUGCAGCUGAUGGAUGCAUCAGAGUUUGGGACGCCAGCAAGAUGGAGGGUAAAAAUCUUGCCAAUAGAUCACGACAAACUUAUGUACAUCGCGGUGGUCCGCUGGUGGGAUUGGCCGUUUGUGACCAGGGCCAAUCGCUUGCGAGUUCUGCUAGUCAAUCGGGAUCAGUAUUUGUCUUGAGGCUUGACGCGGGUACGAGUAAAAUGACCGUACUGUCUUCUAAACAAUUGGACGUGACAAAUGAAGGCUGUGCUGUUGAUCUUCAGUAUCUAGAUUCUGGUUCUCAGUCAGUACUCGUUUACGCAACACUCUACGGUUCGUUAAUAGGCUGGGAUUUACGGUGUCCCGGAACAGCUUGGAGACUUGAGAACGAUCUAAAACACGGUGUGAUAACUUCUUUCUGCGUAAAUAAUUAUCAGCAGUGGCUGGCACUCGGCACGAGUUCCGGCGCUCACAUCUGCUGGGAUCUCAGGUUUCAGUUACCAAUCAGUAACAUAAAACAUCCGACUGGUGCACGUGUUAGAAAGGUUAUUACCCAUCCGACUGAACAGUCGUGGAUUAUUUCCGCUGUCCAAGGUAAUAAUGAAAUUUCAAUGUGGAAUUUAGAGACUGGAUUCCGUCAGAUGGUACUCUGGGCCUCGAGCGCGCCGCCUUUGAGUCAUUCUCAAGAAGGUCACAGUAUCUGUGGAAUGUACGCGGGUUCUACUGACAGAUCGGGCUUCCUAUUGGCAGGUGGAACGGACAUGAGAUUGAGAUAUUGGGACUUGAAUACACCGAAUGAAUCUUACGUGGCUUUACCAGCUGCCAGCGAUACCAUAACGCCAAACUCUUUGGCUUACGAGCAGCGAUUAAUUGACGGUACGAAUGUCGUACAGGAAGUACUCGCGGCAACAGGACCUAUAUCGUCCGCCGGCGCACGUGUGAGAUCCUCUGACGAAGGGGUUGCGCCACCACUCGAAGCACCAAAUCCUGGUCAUCAUGACACCAUUUCCGCGGUGGCAAUGUCCAACACGUGCAUCCUCACUGGCAGUACUGACGGAUUGAUACAAGUCUGGAAGUGACUUCCGAUAUUGUUUUCAUCCUCAUCAUCAAUGUCAUUAAAUAAUUAUCGUUUUUUCUUUUUCUUUUUUUUUUAUAUAUAUAUAAAUCAUUACAAAACUGACUGUAAAUCUCCUGUGACCUAGAUACUCCGGUAAGAUUUAAAUAAAUUAUUUUUGUACAUACGUAAGAGCGAGUUUGAGAAUGAGUGAACUAAACAAUUAAAAAUUUUAUGAUCCUGAAGUUAACAGACAGUUAAAAAUUUUCAGAUUUUUUUUUCAAAUUUUCUAUUACGAAAAAAUACAAAAAAAAAUAUGCACGUGUAGAAAAUUAAAAAAGCUAUGGGUGGAAUUUUUUUUUAUUAUUUAUCGUUUUAAAAAAAAUCCAAAAAUUAUUAGACGGCGGCAACAGACAGUUAAGAAUUUUUGGAUUUAUUUUUCUUUAAAAAAUCAAUUACAAAAAAAUAAAAAAAAUAUGCGCAUGUAGAAAAUUAAAAAAGCUAUAAGUGGAAUUUUUUUAAAUAUUUUUUUUUAUAAUUUAUCGUUUUAAAAAAAAUCCAAAAAUUAUUAGACGUCAGCUAACUUCAGUAUCAUAAAAUUUAAACAAAUAUGAGUGAUCUUAUAUAUAAAUAUAUAAAUAAAAUAUUAAAAUUAUAAAACAAUUGUCUUUAUUAGCGCGAUAGAUCUAACAUAUAUAUAAAUAUUAUAUGUACGUUUACAAAAGAACAAUGCGAAUGUACACGUUAACUUUAUAUACAUUUAAAAAAAGAAACAAUAACAUUCACAUCGCGGUUUCGUUCGAGUCAUUACAUUUACAAAAAAGAAAUUCUUUUAUUUUAAUUAAAAUUUGUUUGUACAAUAAAAAUAAUAAUAUUUUGAACAAGUAAUUUAUCACAAUAUAUAUAUAUAUAUUAAUAAUUGUUAUUUAUAUUAUUAUUAUUAUUUAAUUGGUUAUUUUAUUUAAAUAAUGAUGAACCCGGUAUGAACUUUCACCAGGGACAAGCGGCAUAAGGCACUUGUCCAGGAAAUGCAAAGCCAACUGGAUUUAUUGUUCUGCAGACUUCCUUCCAUCGUUCCUUACCGCCGCCUUUGCUCUUUCGUUUGGGUUCAUAAUUAUUUGGGAGUGAAGACCGGUAACCAGCAAACAAACGUUCGAACAGCGGGACUGCUGACCCACAUGCUAGCAGAAACAUCAGUACCAGGAUCACCUUCAUUUUUCUAACUAUCGAUAAUCUAUUUACCUAAAGAACAAAUAGAAAUUUAAUUAAAUAUAUUAAGGGUAUUCUCGACAGUGUCCCCACUUUUUUAAAAUUUUCAAUGACUCAACUAUCAGCGUAUCAAAAUUUAAUCAAUUAGAGAUAAAGAUUUAAAAAAAAAUUACUUACAGUUGCUGUCAAUUAAAGUUAAAGAAAAUUUGGAAAAUAAAUUUCAAUAAAAUAUUUUGUCAAUUUUAUAAUUCGAAUUUUCAAAUUUUGUAGGCGAAAAUUUAUUCAAGAAAUUUUUUUUAACUCCUAAUUGAUUACAACUGUGAGUAAUAUUUUUCUGAGGCCGUUCUCAGACGCUCGGCUGCCCAAUUUCAAAACACAGUAACUGACAAGUAAAAUUUUUGAAUCAUAUCUACAAGACUCUACUAGAACUAAAAAUACUAAAAAAUCGAGUUUUAAAAAUUUGUCCCUUACCGCGUUUUGAAAUUGGGCAGCCGCACUGUCCUCCACUUUUUAAAACUUUCCAAUGACUGUCAGCGUAUAGAAUUUAAUCAAUUAAUUGGGAAAAUAAAUUUCCGUAAAAUCAUCUUGUCAAUUUUUCAAUUAAAAUUUUCCUAUUUUCUAGGCUCAAAUUUAUUCAACGAAUUUUUUUUAACUCCCGAUUAAUAUCAACUGCAAGUAAUUUUUUUAAAUUCCAUAUCCCAGCGAAAUUGUCCUUUUUUCAAUUAAACUUUCAAUUUCUUAGUCAAUUAACAAAAUUUUAAUGCACUUAUGACGAGUCAUUAAAAAUUUAAAAAAAGUGGGGGCACUGUCUUAGAAUGCCCUUAAUUAAUCAAACGUUUGUUAACAUUAUUAAUUAAAAAUAUAUUAAAUUAAAUAGUAAUUGAAUUCUUACUGAAAUUGUCUGUCGUAGGAGGGUCUGGUAUCUAAUAAUGACAAUUUCUUAUGGAUACUCUUUUUAUACUUAAAGUUUCAGCCCUACCACCCGUUAAAUUCACGAGACUCGAAUUGAACAAUCCCGCGGAUAAAAUAAAAUACAUAUAUAUCUAUAUAUAUAAAUAAAUAAACUACACGAAAGAGUCGCGUGAAUCCCCUAGUGUCCUUGGAGUACUAAUGGAAUAUUUGAAUGUGAUAUCGUAGUAACU